Messenger RNA from Monodelphis domestica (gray short-tailed opossum), 7921 nucleotides. RefSeq names its product potassium two pore domain channel subfamily K member 15 (gene KCNK15). The record is from RefSeq and is a predicted model, not a curated record. Gene Ontology annotation, biological process: potassium ion transmembrane transport; stabilization of membrane potential. Gene Ontology annotation, molecular function: outward rectifier potassium channel activity; potassium ion leak channel activity. Lineage: Eukaryota; Metazoa; Chordata; Mammalia; Didelphimorphia; Didelphidae. Gene Ontology annotation, cellular component: plasma membrane.
GCCAGGAGGGACACGGAUCUGUGCUAGGCUCUGCGCUCCAGCGCUGCCGUCGGGGCUCAGACUGUGGAUGGCCGCUGAGCAGGGAGGUUGGCCGGCCGGGGCGGGGAGCGGUGGAUCACUGGGCGGCAAGCUAGAGUCAGGGACCUGUCCCAUCUCCAGGCUGCUAGCGCAAAGUGAAGGGUGGAUGUGAUUGUGAGGGGGCGGGGAGCCUACGCCCCCUAGGCCGAGUUCCUGCCCAGUUGAGACGGCCCCUACAUCGAGCCCCCGGCGGACAUGCUCGACAUGAAGCGGCAGAACGUGCGCACCGCGUCUCUCAUCCUCUGCACCUUCUCCUACCUGCUGGUGGGCGCCGCCGUGUUCGACGCGCUCGAGUCGGAGGCAGAGAGCGCCCGGAAGCGGCUCCUGGAGCAGAAGCGCAGCGAGUUUCGCAGGAAAUAUCGUUUCUCGCCGGAGGACUACCGAGAGCUGGAGCGCCUGGUGCUGCAGGCGGAGCCGCAUCGUGCCGGCCGCCAGUGGAAGUUUGCCGGCUCCUUCUACUUCGCCAUCACGGUCAUUACCACCAUCGGGUACGGCCACGCGGCCCCAGGCACAGAUGCGGGUAAGAUUUUCUGCAUGUUCUACGCCAUCCUGGGCAUUCCCCUGACAUUGGUCACAUUCCAGAGCUUGGGCGAGCGCAUGAAUGUGUUGGUUCGAAAACUGCUUCAGCGUCUGAAACGCUGCGUGGGGCUGCGGAGGACACAGGUGUCCACGGAGAAUAUGGUGGCCGUGGGGCUGCUGUCAUGCGUAGGCACGCUGGCCGUGGGGGCUGCCGCCUUCUCCCACUUCGAAGGUUGGACCUUCUUCCAUGCCUACUACUACUGCUUUAUCACACUCACCACCAUUGGCUUCGGUGACUUCGUGGCCCUGCAGCGAGAUGAGGCUCUGCACAAGCGGCCGCCCUACGUAGCCUUCAGCUUCCUCUAUAUCUUGCUGGGACUGACGGUCAUCGGCGCCUUCCUCAACCUCGUGGUUUUGCGCUUCCUCACUCUCAACGUGGAGGACGAGCGACGAGACGCAGAGGGCCGGGCCUCACUGCGCCGAGUCAGACCUGGGGACCCCUUGAGGAUGCAGCCGCCACCGCUGCAGGAGGUCGCCCACUGCCACUCCGGGCCUUCCCCGGAUCCCACCGCUUUUCCAUGCCUCGGGGCCCGGAGCUGCAGCCGUCUGAAGCUGAUUCGGGCCCCUGUUGCACCGGCUUCUCUGGCCGCUGUGACCGCAUCCCAAAGCCAUCCUGAGACGCCUCCGCCGAGCUGUCAUUCCAACCCAGUCUACUUCGGCUCCAUCUCCUAUCGGAUUGACCAGUUGGCUCUGGGUGCCAGGGACAACCUCGGCUUCUCGCCUCCUGGGAGCACCACAUCCUCGGGCAGUGCAGUUGGCAGGGUCCUGACCAGACGGAAAUCCGUCUGAAUUGGGAAAAGAGGCCAACCUGGGAGCCCAAGAAGGGGACCAGAAGCUGACUGUUUCUGGUGUGACCUUGGGCAGCACUCUCUUCUCCGAAAUUGAUACCUCAUCUAUAAAAACAAGGGGGUUGUACUAAAGUCAUAAAACACAUUUAGAAGUGGAAGGGACCUUAGAGGGGAGCAAGUACAAUGCCCUCAUUUUACAGGUGAAGAAACUGAGGCUUAUAGAGGUUGAGGGACUUGUCUAAGGUCACACACGGAUUUAAUAACCUAGCAAGGACUCAAAUCUGGGUCUUCUCACUCAUAUACAUUUUAUUCAUUUAUUUUAACAUUUUGUUUUUAAAAUUUUGAUUUCCAAAUUCUUUCUCUCUCAACCAACCAACUGAGAAGGAAAACUGAUAUCAAUUAUACAUAUGAAGUCAUACAAAACCUUUAAAAAUAUCUACUUAAUUUUAUUAUUCAUUUUUGAAAUUAUGAAUUGAUCUCAUUCUAAAUUCAGUGUUCUUCCCACUAAGGAGUCAUGCUGACUAAGGUGUAGUCCAGUUCUAUUAUUGUAUGUACUAUGCUUAGUCAUUCAUUCUGUGAUCUUGUAGAUAUCUCUUAACUUUUUUUUUUUUAAACCAGCCCAUUUUCAGUUGAACCUGCCUCUUGCCAGGCUGGCUAGUAAAUGUUUGCAAGGCUACUUAGGCCCUGCUCAACCAGCCCUGUGAGAAUCCCAUAGCUAGGGAUCCUGCCAAUAUCAUAUCAAGCCCCAAUUAAAUUCAACAAAACUUAUUAGAUAACUUCUAUAUAUGAUGCACUGUGCUAGGUGUAAAGAAAAAUAAUUAAACAUUGACCUUGCCCUCAAGAAGCUUGUAUUCUACUGGGGAAUAUACCAGAUAAACAGAUAAAUAAAUGCAAUUUGAGGAGGCAAAGGGCCCUAUAACUAAGAACCCUAACAGCUUGGAGGUAUUUAUUUUAGACACCACCUGAUCACACAAAAAUUGGUGGUAUUGUUGAAAUAACAUAGAAAUAAAGGCAGAUUCUAGUCCCAGUUUGUGCCCCACACUCCUGAAGACACUUCCCUUUUCUUCAGUUAGUUUCUCCUUCAGAAAAAUAGACUUUUAGGAUUUUUGACCUCUGAUACAAAUUUCAGCACAAAGACUAGAGGACUACUAAGGAAUCAGAAAUUCUGGGUGUUUUGCCACUUUGGGUAAAUCACUUACAGUCAUUGAGGCUCAAUUUCUUUAAACAUCUACAAAAAUGGGAAUAACAGCUGAAAGUUGCCUCUGUUAGCUUCAGUUUCCUCACCUUUAUUAAAGUGAGAAUAAUAAAACCUUCCCUACGGGCCUCAUUGGACUGCUGUAAGGAUCCAGUCCAGAAUCAUAGAUGUAGAAAUACUUUGUAAACCAGAGAGCUUUGUAUAGAUGGGAGUGAGAGUUCUCGUUAUUAUACAUUCAUCUGGGGUGCUGGGAAGCCAAUGGGGAUAUUUGAAGGAGAAUUUGGGGACAAAGAGAAGGGAGAGACAAAGUAUUUGGAUUGAUGUUGGGCGGAUGACUGGUUAGCUGACAGAGAGGAGGAUGCAUAUAUCUCAGAUCUAGUGUGGCAAGGAGCCUGCCAUCUGGUGAUGAUGCCACUGAUACAUGCCCCCUGGAGGGUACAGAUGAGGCUUCUGAGAUCUGGUUUUAUGCCUAGUCCUGGGCUCUGCCCAUCUCAGAUUCCUGAACUGUUUGAAUCCUCCUUUGGAUUGAAAGUUAAUUUCUAGAGUUGAUAUUUUCUCUCUCUAUUUGCUACAUCUAAGCCUCAGCUGCCACUGUUGCUGAAAAGGAGCCUUGCUGGCAUAGAGAAGAGGCCAUGCCUGGCUUUGUGUUCUAUAGAAUGGACGAUGCCUUCAAGAUGUGGGGCUUGGAUUCAUGGAGGGCAAAUCUAACUGGGGAUAGAGAAGAACUGAUCUAUGCAGUGGAGGAAAUGAACUGGAUUUUGCACAGGGCUCUUCUGAUAGCAUGUGGAUUCCAUCAGAGGCUAGACAUAUAGAGACUGGCCCUAAAUACCAAAGCACUAUGUUGUGGAAAAAGCACCAUGCUGGGAAUCAGUCAGGGAACCUAGUUUUUAAAGAAUUGGCUUUGUCACUAAUUUGUUGUGUGACCUUGGGUAAGUACUUUCCCUCUCUGGCUUUCUUGUCUCUACCUCAAUGAGAGUGUAUUGUCACUAAGGUUGAAUCAAGCUCGGAAAUUUUGUUACUUACCAUAUGAUCUGGGGGAUCAGGCCAUUCCUUCUUCUCUUGAAAGUAUAAUUCAGUUCCUAUUACCCUUGAGGAAAACCACAUUGGUCUAGCUGAUGAGAAUCUUACUGGGGAACUCCCUUUAUGUUUUGUGGUUUAUAGAGAAGAGAUCAUGGUAUUUGGAGCUCGUUCACAUCUUGUAAAAGAGAUACCAGGGAGGUUAAUCUGGCCUCUUCCAUGUUAUCUCUUGGGGCUUGUCAGGCAACAAGCAUUUAUCAAUCAUCUCCUAUGUAUCCAGCACUGUCCUGAGCACUGGAGAUACAAAGAGAGACAGACACAAUCUCUGCCCUCACGAAGCUCACAGGCUAAUGGGGAGACAACCUGCAAACAACUAUGUACAAGCGAGAUACGUACAGGAUAAUAUCAAGGUCUUCCCAGAGGGAAGGCACUAGUAUUCAGGAGGACCAAGAAAGACCUCUUACAAAAGACGGGAUUUUAGCUGAGGUUUGAAUGAAGCCUUUUGAUGGAGGCAGGGUGGAUAAGGAUUCCAGGAAAGGAGGACAGACAGUAAAAAUGUAGCAGAGUUAGAGUGUCACAGAAUUGAAGACUAUCUGGAGGUAGUAAAAGAUCUAAGAAGACCAGAAAGGGAGACAACUGGGUUUCUCAGUAGAUUGAGAGUCAGGCCCAGAGAUGGGAGGUCCUGGAUUCAAAUUUGGCCUCAAAAACUUCCUAGCUGGGUGAUCCUGAGCAAGUCACUCUUCUGCCUUGGAACUGAUAAUUGUAUUGAUUCUGAGAUGGAAGGUUAGGGUUUUUUUUUUUUUAACUGAAAAACUUUAAAUUUUAAAUUAAAAAAGAGGACCAAAAAGGUAAGGGAGGAUAAAUUAUGAAGGACAUUAAAAACCAAAUAAAUGAUUAUAUAUUUGAUCCAAGAAGUAAUAGAAUCUGUCAUAUAGAACCCUGGGCCCAAAGGAGGUGAGGGUGGGAUGCUGAUAUUCUGUCUCAUUCUCCUGGUGGCAAAAGCUGAAAACAGUCUUUCUAGCUUGAACCUAGAUCUGGUGCUCCCAGGCUGUCAACUCAUUGAAUCCUGAUCCUGAUCAAACCUAAUGAAAUGAAAUGUUAGAACUGGAAAACUAUGCAAUCUAACUCUGUGCCCCAUCCUGCCCUUGCUUUCCUCACCCCCACCAUUUUACAGCUAAGGAAACCAAGGCCUCAAGAGAGAAAUGAUUUGCCUGAAGUAACAUGGCAAGUUAGCGGUAGAGCAUGGGCUAAAAUAGGGUCUCUUGGGGGCAGCUGGGUAGCUCAGUGGAUUGAGAGCCAGGCCUAGAGAGGGGAGGUCCUAGGUUCAAAUCUGGCCUCAGAAACUUCCCAGCUGUGUGACCCUGGGUUUGAUCGCCAUUGCUUAGCCCUUACUUCUCUUCUGCCUUGGAGCCAAUGCAUAGUAUUGACUCCAAGACAGAAGGUAAGGGUUUUUUAAAAAAAUAAAAAUAAAAAAAAUAAAAUGGGAUCUCUUGAUUGACAAUUAGGCCCACUUCCCCAUUACAUCAUGCUGAAUAAUGUUUUGUUUGUAAGCAUGAGUUAAACUGAAGGUAUGUUAAAGUAUGGUGUGGGGGGAAAACAGUGAAGAUAUGCCUGGAAUAUCAUCCAUCCUUCUCUUUCUUUCACACUUGUUCAAGUCUCACCUCUUCCCCAGGAGCCCACCUUGAUUAUCACAGAGAUCACACUUCCCUUCAAGUUUCUAAAACACUCAACUGUAAUUGCUGGAUGUUUCUGCUUUGAUCAUCCCCACUUCUACUGUUUUAGACUGCAGGCUUCUAGAGGGCCAGGCUAAUUCAUAAUUUGUGAAGGAGACACUAGGGAUGUUAACGCUGGCCUCCUCCAUGUUAUCUCUUAGAGCUUGUCAGUUAACAAGCAUUUAUUAAUCACCUCCUAUGAAAAGAGUUUUGGAAUCUUAGUAAAUUGGCCUUUUAGUUUGAAGGAAGUGGGGAUGUUUAGUUUGUAGUAAACACUCAGGGGGAGCAUGAUAGCUGUCUUCCAUUAUUUGAAGGGCUACCAUGGGGAGAAGAAUUAGAUUUGUUCUUUUGGGCUUCAGAGGACACAAUUAAGAGCAAUGGGUGAAAGUCAUGAGAAGGCAAAUUUAGGCUUAAUAUCAGGAAAAAUUUCAUAACCAUUUCUUGUUCUUAGUCAUGUCCAAUUCUCCAUGACCCCAUUUGGGGUUUUCCUUGGCAAAGAUACUAGAGUGAUUUGCCAUUUCUUUCUCCAGCUCAUUUAAACAGAUGAGGAAACCGAAACAAACAAGGCAAAAUUAAUUGCUCAGGGUCACACAGCUAGUAAGUGUCUGAGGCCACAUUUGAACUCAUGAAGAUGAGUCUUCCUGACUCCAGGUCUGGCUUUCUGUCCAUGGUGCCACCUAAGUGGAAUGGGAUGCUUUGAAAAGAGAUGGGUGACCUGUACAUGGAGAGCACAGAGUAGAGGACCAUUUGUUGGGAAUAUUAUCAUAGGGAUUCCUUGCACGGAUGGGUUGACCUGGAUGAGUAUUACAUCUCUUAAAUUCAGUGAUUUCAGGCUCUUUUAAAAGGUCUCCAGAAUACUAGUAGGUCUUAUCAUUUUCACCAGUGAUUUCUGAGGCUAACAUAUCACACAUCAUAUGAAGAGAAAUUGAAGGAAUUGGGGAUGUUUAACCUGGAGAAGAGAUUUAGGUAGGAAGCAAUAGUUGUGUUCGGGUAUCUGAGAAGCUGUCUUUUGGAAGAGGGACUAAUCUUGUGCUUGAGGCAGACAGAGGGAUGAUAUCUGGAAAUGGUUCCUAAAAGUAGGUCUGUCCAAAAGUGGAAGGGGCUGCUUGGGUGGUGUGGAGAUUUCUAUGUAUUGGAGGUUUCCAGCAGAGGCAGCAAUUUAUCUGGCAUAUUGUAGAAGAUUUAUUCUCAUUUGGUUAUACAUUGGACUCUGAGGUGAGGCAGAAGGUCUGGGUUUGAAUCCCAGUUUGCCAAUUCCUACCAUUGUGACUUUGGGGAAGUCUCAUCUUUGAGCCUCAGUUUCUUCAGCUGUAAAAUGAGGAGGCUGUCAUAUAUUUCCUAGCUGUGCAACCUUGGGCAAGUCACUGAACCCUGUUUGCCUAGCCCUUGUCCUUCUUAGAGUUGUUACAAAGAGAGAAAGUAAGGGUUUUAAAAAAUGAGAAGAUUGGAUUUGGUGGUUUCCAUGGUUCUGCCUUUUAUGUUUCUUAAACAAGUCCUCAGUAAGUGCUUGAGGUAUUAGCUGAAGGAACUUGGCUCCCAGGAAAACAGAGAAGGAAGGAUGAAAUCCUCAGGGAUAUGGAGAGCUCUGCCUCAGACUUAUAAACACUCAAACAUCACACUGGGCUCCGAGUUAGGCUGGACCAGGUCAGGUUAUUGGUAAAUUCCAAGGAGAUUGAGUCAUUUUUAGGGUUCAGGGUGAUUGUAAUGGCAUGAUGUUGUCUGAGAAUGGGUUGAGUUGACUUUUUUGACUGGAGGGGCUCCUCACUGUGGAAUGCUGCAAUGAAGGUUGCUGGAUUCAAGUUCUGACUGCCUGCUUAGUGACCAUGGACAUGGGACUUAAUUUUGCUGAUCCUCAGUUUUCUUAGCUGCAAAUGGAGAUAAUUAUGUCUGCCCUGCUGACCUCAUAGGAUGAUUAUGAAAUUCAAAUGAGAAUGUGUUAAGUGCUUUGUAAACUGUAAGGUAUUAUACAAAUGUGUGAGCGAUUAUUAUUUUCCAAGUUCCCAACACAUACAUCUCUCUUGGGCUGGAGGAGUAAGUUCAAUCCCUCAGUACGCCUUCUUUCCUUCCAGAGAUCACCAGCACACUUCUGUCUCAUGCCAUGGAUUUGGUGAUGAGCACAUUGUACUGGGAAUUAGAAGUGCUUGGGUUCUAGGCCCAGCUCUGCCGCUAAGGUGCUUCUGGACCUUUGUAUGGGCCUCAGUUUCCCCUAUAUAAAAUGAAUAUGAUAACAGCUACUCCAUUCCGCCUAGAGUUGAAAUGAGAAGGGAAUGCAUUUUAUGUGCAAGGACUUUGGGGCUCUUAACAGCAAUAUGGACUCUGUUUGAAAAGUCCCCAGUCCUGAAACCUGAUAUUUGCCACAGGAUGUUGGCCAAUACUUACAUCAUAAUUCUGUGGCAAACUAGCCUAUGGACAUAGCAUAGGAGAUGAGGGAAUGGGCUUUAGCUCUUUGACCCCUUUUGAUUUAUGUUGAGUAUUCAUUCCUAGAAUAAAUAACACAGUGUAGAUUGGACUGGGAAUCAAGAUAAAGGGUUCUAGUCCCAUUUAUGCCAUGA